Molecule: messenger RNA, 2836 nt
Organism: Leptopilina heterotoma
Lineage: Eukaryota; Metazoa; Arthropoda; Insecta; Hymenoptera; Figitidae
Product: dynein axonemal intermediate chain 4-like
Exons: 4
Coding region: 367-2589 (740 amino acids)
Biological process (GO): cilium movement
Cellular component (GO): axonemal dynein complex
Molecular function (GO): dynein heavy chain binding; dynein light chain binding
Source: RefSeq, a predicted model, not a curated record
GAAAUGAAAAUCUAAUUGAAAAAAAAUAAAUCUAUAAUAUUACAAUUGCGCAAGUAUUGUAUAUGCUAGUAGAUGAUUUUCAUAUGUUAUUCUACGGAGAAACGGAUGUUCGAAAUAACACGGUAAGAAAAGUACGCAUUUCUUCUUUUGACAAAAAUUUUACUGUUGGUACAAGUAAAUACGAAUACAGAAGAACGGAAAUAAAUGCAAGUAAAUUCAAAUAAAUAUGAGUUAGAUUGUGGUCAAGUGGAUAGAGUGGCGACCUACGAGUGUUGGGUUCGAGCGUUCGAUUCCCGCUGCCUUUGGGAUUUUUUCUAUACGUAGCUGUUCUUCGAAUAAAAAAAAUAAAUUCAGAUCACUAAAGAAAUGGGAUCAACUAAGGAAUCACUUCCAAAACUAUUCUCGAGGGUACCAAGCACUUCGAAUUCGCUUCUCCUGAAGUCGACAACUUCGGAUCGAAUUCGACGACCGACGAUACUUGUCACAAAACCGAGACAAUCGUUUCUUCACAAGAGACAAACGAUACGGAUCACAGACAAUGGUGAAGAUGUCACGCCGAAAUUACUUAUUCACGAGGAAUAUGAAGAGAAGCAAUUGCGUACUAUUGACAAUAUAGAGAGUUCACUGCCAAGUAGUAAUUCAUUGUUCAAUACAUCAUCUUCUGUGAUAGGACUGCUUCGAUCGGGUUCUUACACAGUUGGCUCGUCUUCACUACAAGUGGCCCUACUAGGAAGUGAGGAAAUUCAUAUGGACAGUUUACUUUCGACCGAGAGAGUGGAUGAGUUGGAUUCAGAUAGUUGCCGAGUGCCGUCAGAAUUUCAUCUUGAUGGACUAGAACCAAAUAUUUAUGAAGCAACUCCAGAAAAAGUGACAAUAACCUUAAAGGAAACUGAGACCAUUUUUCUGUUUGAGCUGCCUCAGUUAACUGCUGACAGGACAACACCAGAAGGCGCUGCUGUUGAAGCUUCUAAUGAGAGGUACAAAUUCAUCACCACUGGUGCCGGUUCAAAUCGAAAACUUGCAGAAGCUGAAACACAAACCCCACAGAUUCACAUCAAAUCUCAGGGAACCCACAUUGGAAGACAUUUGCGUCGGAAUCAAGGGACCUAUGUCAGCAAUUGGGAAAUGUACGACACUUAUCAACAGCUGGACAGAAUGGAAGAGGUCAAUGGAAUUUUGUAUCCAGGAAAGACUAUUAAUUCUGGAAGGGGUAAAACUGAAAAAGUUGAAAACAAAGUGGUGAAGAUAGAAGAUGAAAGUGAAAUUCCAGAUGAACUGAUCCACAUCUAUUACAAAACCUCAUUUCGAGAAGCGUUGCGAGUCAUGCUGCGAAUCCUCGCCAGUAAUUCAUUCAUAACGGCUCAAAAGCGUUUUACUGGUCUUAUAAAACAGGAUCCGUAUGCAAUGGAUCUUCAGUUCUCCUACAAUUUAGAUCUCCUUUGGGUCUAUUCCGCAAAAGAGGUAAUUGGCCGUUCUGUAUCAUGCUUUCGAUGGAGUUACGAGAACUCCAGUGUCCUCGCUGUUGGUUACACUCACAACUCCCGACAUCCGAAUAUCAAAGACGGUCUUGUUUUAAUUUGGUGUGCCAAAAAUCCAACACACUAUGGUCGUAAAUUCUCCUUUAAUUCAUCAGUCUCCGCUCUCAAUUGGAGUAAGAAAAAACCAAAUUUACUCGCAAUUGGUUUCUAUAACGGAACUGUUAAGGUAAUCGACGUGAGUAGUAAAGAUUUAUUAAUUGUCCGGCAAAGUGAAUUGGAAUCCUCGCCCACAUUUGAGCCCCAUUGGCAAAUUGAUUGGUGGUGUGAAAACGAUAAUUUAGAACAUGAAUCAAUAUUCACAUCGAAUCAAGAUGGUCGUAUCUAUUGUUAUCGUACCGGGGAGGAUUUUACCUGUACCGAAGUAAUGAAGAUUCCUAGAAUCGAGGGUAAAAUCGAAGGGAUAAAACGUACGAUUUUCGGAAAUCAAAAUGAUGUUCCGAUUAGUAGAAAUCCAGCUGCUUUAGUACUUCGAAAACAUCCUAAUUUGUCGACAAUCUAUUUUAUCGGCACUGAUGAAGGUGGUAUCUAUCGUUGUUCAACCAACUAUCUACAUCAACAUAUCGAGAGUUUUGUUGCGCACAAUGGACCUGUUCAUUCAAUGGAAUUUUCGCCGUUUUGUUCGAAAAUUUUUCUCACUGCGGGUGCAGAUUGGUGUACAAGAAUUUGGGUCGAUGGAAUAACGAAACCGUUGAUAACGUUCUCGACCGAAAUGUCCUGGGUUCGAUGUGCCACUUGGUGUCCUACUAAUUCAACAAUUAUUGCCACCAUUGUCAAGAAUGAAAUUUGCAUUUGGGAUAUCAAGAGGAAAACCUAUAAACCUAAAUCGGUGACGGUAUUACCAAGGGAAUGUACUUUGAUGACAAUUGAAUUUACCAAAAACGGAAAUCAAUUGGUUGCUGCGGAUAAUAAGGGAGCUGUCUAUAUUUACAAUCUUGAGGGUAUGCCAUUUCCUCCGUUUAAUCAGGUUCACGUUUUGUUGAAUUCAAUCGAAAAAGCGCUCGUUACAAAACCAUCCGUUCUUAAGAUGUUUAAGAAAAUUGAAAUUACAUGAAACAAUCAAUAUGCUGUACUUCCAUUAAUUUUGAAUUUUGAGGGAAAUUAGGAUAUCUGCAAGAUGUGCCAGAGACGUUCCAUGAUGUCAUAACUUAAGAGAAACCUAUUAGCUUGUUGCAACUAACGAAACGUCUUCAAGACACAAUACCAUGAAUCAUUGCUGCAAACUUGCUCCCCAACAUGAGCUAUGAGCUAUAGAAAACAAGCUUUCCAAAUUUAAAUCAGCAAAAUUAGCUGAUACUUAA